AUGCUGCUAUGUAGCUUACCAAACGAAUUAAUUCUUUUAAUUGCGAACCACUUGGAAUCAGAGGGAGAUAUUGAUGCUUUUGUCCAAACAAACCAGCACAUUCACACUCUCCUCGAUGACUAUCUUUAUCAACAUAAUGUCCAACAACUUGGAAGCUCUGCAUUACUAUGGGCAGCGGAAUACGGGCGAGAAACAACGACAGAAAAACUGCUAAGAGCGGGCGCUGAUGUUCAAACACAAACAGACCUCGGUGACACACCAUUGUGCAUGGCUGCUAAAAAUGGAUGUCUGGCAGUGACCAAGCUACUGCUUGAGAAUGGUGCCACUCCAUAUUCAAAGAACAGGCAUGGUGAAACACCAUUGUUGCUAGCAGCAGCGUAUGGGCACAGGACAAUAUUCAAGCUACUACUCUCCAAUAAUUACCACGAUCUUGAUGUGAAGGACAGGCGCGGCCAGACGGCUUUAUCGCGGCUCUCAGAACUGGGGUGUGAGGUGGGGGUUGAGUUAUUUCUCGGUAUCGAGGGGGUCGACCCAGAUUCCAGGAACAAUUUUGACGCGACGCCGCUGUCAUAUGCUGCAUUCAAGGGCCAUGUGGGAGUAGCGAAACUUCUGCUUUCUAAAACUAAGUACCCCGACAUGAAAGACUCUAAGGGUCGAACACCCCUGUUUUGGGCAGCACGUCAAGGUCAUGCGGCAUUAGUAAGACAAUUGCUUGCAGCAGGUGUUGACCCGGACCCCAAGGAUAACAAUGACCAAACACCACUAUCGGCGGCUGCCGAAUGGGGACAUGUGCUGGUAAUCCGAGAACUACUCAAAUCCGAUGGUGUUAACCUGAACACUGAAAACUCUAUCGGCCAAACCCCACUGUUUGUCGCGGCUGAGAGUGGUCGGUAUGAGGUAGUUAAGGUUUUACUUGAGACGGGUGACAUAAAUCUAAACUCCAAGGAUAGUUCAGGCGCAACACCACUCUCUAUAGCUGCAUUUCGGGGACAUGAAACUGUAGUAAAACUACUCCUUGCGAAGAGUGGUGUGGACCAGGACUCCAAGACCAUUAAUGGUCAAACAGCUCUGUCGAGGGCCGCAUACAGAGGAAAUCAUGCAAUAGUGAAACUACUGCUUGAAAAAGGAGGAGUCGACUUAGAUUGCAAGGAUGACUUUGGCCAAACACCACUUAGCAUAGCCGCAUCUCAAGGACACCAAGCUGUGGUGAAGCUGCUUCUCCAGAAGGGCUGUAUGGGGCCAGACCCCACAGAUAACAAAUAUUGCUCGAUACCAUUAUUAAAUGCUGCUGCAGCCGGACAUGAAGCGGUAACUAAGCUACUGCUUGCCACUGCCAAAGUCGAUGUGAACUUAAGGGAUAAAAACGGUUGGACGCCUCUGCUAAUGGCUGCAAUUAACGGAGACCUAGAGAUUACCAAGCUCCUAGUUGUAACAAGGGGCAUACUCUUAGAUCCUAAAGAUGAUUUCGGUCGAACGCCGCUCUCAUGGGCUGCUGGAGAGGGGUAUGACUUAAUAGUAAAAGAGCUACUAGCAGCAUGCAGCUUUGAAUAA
This is a messenger RNA of Aspergillus tanneri, 1551 nucleotides long. Its product is annotated as ankyrin repeat domain-containing protein. Gene Ontology annotation, biological process: RNA processing. The record is from RefSeq and is a predicted model, not a curated record. The transcript has a single exon. NCBI's taxonomy places the organism in Eukaryota, Fungi, Ascomycota, Eurotiomycetes, Eurotiales, Aspergillaceae. Bases 1 to 1551 code for a protein of 516 amino acids. Gene Ontology annotation, molecular function: protein binding; RNA binding; RNA nuclease activity.